UGGGUGAAAGCCCUACUCAAAGGCGGAUCAAUAUCGCCCGCUAUGAGCAAAUAGGCUUUAUGCCAAGCGCAUAGCCCAACGUCGUGGUUCUUUGAUUAAUCCGCCCAGAUUGUGAACCCAGAUAUAAUACCCCAGGUACCCAACCUGCGCAUCUCCCUCUUCCAUCACCACAUUCUUCAUGGCUGCCGAUUUCUCAAUAAACCAAAACAAGUCUCUGCUUGAUCUAUCCAAUGGUGGGAGAACCACUGCCAGAUAGGGCAGAGAACCCCGACAACGUGGUUUUGUCCACUUCCAAUGAUAUCCAGAGGACCCCGACCCAGCGAUCUCGUGGGGAAGAAAUAAGACCAUUCCCAAAAGUUCAAGAAGUCGGACACGAUAACUCGGCGCCACGAAAUGGAGCGAAGCAAUCUGGGAAGUACUUUGGUGUGGGAGGCAAGCUCUGUCCCUUUCGACUCCUCAAGGAAGACAUUGCGAACCUCAAGGGACGAUAUCUGUCGGAUUGGCAAGUAUUCAACCAACAAGUCGUUGCCAGUGCUGUCUACAUCUUCUUCACCAACAUCCUUCCCGGUAUCACAUUUGCCAGUGACUUGUACGUCCUGACGGGCAAAUCAUGGGGCACCAUUGAGGUUGUCUUCAGUACGGGCCUGUGCGGCCUCGUCUUCUCGUUGUUUUCUGGACAGCCUCUCACAAUCCUCGGUGUCACAGGCCCAUUUUCAGUCCUGGCUGAGAAUAUAUACGAAUUGUGUGAACAGAAUUUUCAUGUCAAAUUCUUACCGGUGAUGGCAUGGUCGCUCAUCCAUGCUGGCUGGAUGCACUACCUCCUCGCCAUCUUCAAUGCCCACGACUGGACGAUGCAAUAUGUCACCCAUUUUAGCGCCGACAUCUUCUCGCUUCUGAACAGUGUCAUCUAUUUUCACAAGGCAGCAAUGGAACUGAAGCGUACGCAUUCCAACGUGUCUUUCGCUGCCUUUCUGUAUGCCAUUAUGGGAGCCUUUGGGACGUGCCUCUUUGCCAUCCUUCUCUCAACAGCCAACUCCUGGAAACCGUUGUUUCAUCGAUACGUUCGCCUGGGACUGACAGAAUAUGCCGCGGCCAUCUCGAUUAUAUUUUGGAUCGGCAUCCCUUAUAUUGGAGAACUGGCAUCGCUCGACCAUGAGCGCCUCGAGGUCCAGACGUCGUUUAGACCUACCAACCCCGACCGGUCAAUCUUCUUCGUUCGCUUCUGGGAACUCCCCAUCGAGUGGGUCUUCUUGUCGAUCAUACCCGGUGCCAUCAUCACAGUCUUGUUCUACUUCGACCAUGAGAUCAGCAGUAUCAUAUGUACCGUUGAACGCUAUGGCACGAAGAAGCCUGGUGGGUAUGCAUGGGAUAUAGUUCUUUUGGGAACGACCACGAUCAUCUGUGGCAUUCUCGGUAUCCCUCCAGCAAACGGACUUCUCCCGCAAGCUCCACUACACUCUGAGUCGCUAAUGCACUACGUUCUCGAAAGCCCUGAGCCAGCUGAAGACGGUGAAGAGCGACAAUCACCCAGACCAGUUGCAAGGACAUAUGAACAGCGAUACUCACACUUCAUACAAGCCGCGCUUAUUCUCAUAUUCGUCUCUCCGCCACUUCAGAAAUUGCUCGGCCUAGCCCAGACAUCGGUGUUGGCGGGCCUUUUCAUGUUCAUGGGCUACCAAUCUCUCAUGGUCAACCCCAUCCUGGAGAGGAUAGCCCGUCUGCUCACCCCGGCGUCUGAGCUUCCAGAACUGCCCCCCGGCGUCACUUGGGCCGGUAUUCACAUGUACACCAUUACCCAAAUCAUCCUCACCGGGAUUGUGUUUGGAGUGACCCUCACCGUUGCCGCCCCCGCGUUUCCCCUGAUCAUAAUUGCCUUAGUCCCCGUGCGAUUGUCGCUUAUGGGCCGAGUGUGGGGGCGAGAUACGCUAAGGCAAGUGGAUGGCUGGGCAUGCCGGGAGGGAAAGCCGGAAGAUGCAGUGGACGAGUCGCAAGGAUCUAGGGAUGAGGAGAAGGCCGGAUCCCCAACUCUAACCUUCCUUUGUUUCUCCUCCCUCCAUUACUUAAUUGAAGGAAAGGCCGCUAUUGUCACCGGAGGAGGCUCAGGUAUCAACCUUGAGUUUGUUCGGCUCCUACUCUACAAGGGCUGUUCAGUUCUCAUUGCCGAUCUCAAGCUCCAGCCAGAAGCCGAGGAGCUGCUCAAGAAAUACCCUUUCCCUAGUGCUUCUGGGAAGCAAGGUGCCUUCUUCCAUAAGACCAACGUUGCGUCCUGGCCUGAGCUGGAUGACAUGUGGAAAACCGCUCUGGAAAAGUUCUCCACUGUCGAUAUUGUCGUCCCCGGCGCCGGCCUCUUCGAACCCAAGUGGUCCUCCUUCUGGGAGUCCCCCAAGACUGAGACCAAUCCGGAGAGCACAUCGCGGGAUCCCGCAGACUCAGAUCCAGGCCACUAUGCCGUGCUGGAUGUAAAUCUCGUCUCUCCCAUCCGACUCAGCCAGCUGGCCAUUGGACACUGGACCAAGAACAAGCUAAAGGGAUGUUUGGUGCACGUUGGAAGCAUGGCGGGCUACACGUCCGGCAUCAACACCCCGUUAUACUUCGCCAGCAAGCAUGGCCUCCACGGCUUUGUGCGGUCGUUGGGCGGUUUGCGCGACGAAUUGGGCAUCCGAGUUGGAUGUGUCGCACCAGGCGCGGUGAGGACUGCCCUUUGGCGCGAUGACCCGACCAAAGCCGCGAUGCUGGAUCAUGACACCGUUCUCAUCGAGCCGGAGGAGAUCGCGCAGGGCAUGUGGCAGCUGGUUGUCAACGAAGAGUUAGGCAACGGAACUAUCUUCGAGGUGUCCAAGGGUAAAACGAGAGUGGUGCCCUUGUUUGACUCGCCAGUGCCGACUGGUGAGGGCAUCCUCGUGCCUGGCUAUGCGGCAGCGCAGAGAACGUUGUAUGACAAGCUAAAGAAGGAUGGACUGGAUGUUUGAUUCGUGAAGUGGUACGAAUGGCUGACAUCAGUAGUCUUGAGGAGGUUAUUAUUAUCACAGUACGGUUCUGUCGACCAUUUGAUGCGACUUGAUUGUUCGUGAUGUCAGCGAUGCCCCUUGCCGAAGAAGACAUUGUUUUCUCAACAAAUCCGCAUCAUCAAUAGCAACAGAAAUGCACAUACCAAAGCAGUUGGGCUGAGGAUGUCCUAUCAGUAGAACGCCUUGGCCUUGUUUCGUUGUUCGCCUGUGAACCAAUUCAGGGUAGAUGGCUGGGUAAGACCAGGUCCACGCAUCAGGAAAUGUCGGAACCGCUGUAGUUGGUAACUCUCUUUUCAGUGUCAUUACAAUAGAAUUGGUUGCUAGAAAUGAACGAAUAG
Messenger RNA from Ilyonectria robusta, 3346 nucleotides. RefSeq lists its product as uncharacterized. Bases 231 to 2969 code for a protein of 912 amino acids. Gene Ontology annotation, biological process: borate transport; monoatomic ion homeostasis; transmembrane transport. NCBI's taxonomy places the organism in Eukaryota, Fungi, Ascomycota, Sordariomycetes, Hypocreales, Nectriaceae. The record is from RefSeq and is a predicted model, not a curated record. Gene Ontology annotation, molecular function: borate efflux transmembrane transporter activity; solute:inorganic anion antiporter activity. The transcript has 7 exons. Gene Ontology annotation, cellular component: fungal-type vacuole; plasma membrane.